Cryptotermes secundus is the source of this 4112-nucleotide messenger RNA. RefSeq names its product BTB/POZ domain-containing protein KCTD12 (gene Ktl). Lineage: Eukaryota; Metazoa; Arthropoda; Insecta; Blattodea; Kalotermitidae. Gene Ontology annotation, biological process: protein homooligomerization. The coding region runs from base 331 to 1095 and encodes 254 amino acids. The transcript has a single exon. The record is from RefSeq and is a predicted model, not a curated record. Gene Ontology annotation, molecular function: protein binding.
AGAGUGAGUCAGAGCGCAAAACUCGGAAUUUCAUGAGAGAGAAAAGAAUAUUAAAACUGAGAGAGAGGGAACUUCACAGAUGUAGAAACCUGGAACUAUAGAAGCAAAAUGGAGGGGAAAUGAGACUUGUGAGAAAUAGGAAGAGUGGGUCGUGCACGGAGAAAGGGAGAGAGAGAGAGAGCGUGUAUCCAUGUGUGAGAGAGGGAGAGGCGCUAGGCGUCGCAGCAGAGAGUCACUCACUAGUCGCUCAUUCGGACGGUCGACCAGCGGAGAGAAACACUAGUGUCUGUGAUGGCUCAGAGUGAAGUUUCGUGGCGUUGAGGCACAGACAUGCAAGAGGACACCUCCACUGCAGACAUGGCGGACUUCUCGCCUGUAGUGGAACUCAACGUGGGAGGCGUCUUCUACACCACGGCCCUCAGUACACUAACCCGGGAGCCAGACUCUUUGCUGGCUCACAUGUUCUCCGGCAAGACUUCUCCCCCACCGCGAGACGCCAAGGGAAAAUACUUCGUUGACCGUGAUGGCGUCCUCUUCCGCUACGUGCUCGACUUCUUGCGAAACCAAGCCCUUGUUCUGCCCGAAAGUUUCCGAGAGAAACAGCGUCUACGACAGGAGGCCCUGUAUUUCCGUCUGCCGGCGAUGGUCGAGGCAGUGGAGUCGUACACGGACAGUUCCGUGGUACCAGCAUCAGGUUGCGGCAUCAAAAGUUCCGCUCCAGGAUACAUCACCGUAGGUUACCGAGGCAGUUUCGCUUUCGGCAGAGAUGGGUUGGCUGACGUCAAGUUUCGGAAGCUGUCUCGCAUCCUGGUGUGUGGACGCGUGACGCUGUGCCGUGACGUCUUCGGGGAGACGCUGAACGAGAGCCGCGAUCCUGACCACGGCAUCACCGACCGCUACACAUCGCGCUUCUUCCUCAAGCAUUCCUUCAUCGAACAAGCGUUCGACAUGCUCCAGGAUCAGGGCUUCAAACUGGCAGGUAGCUGCGGCUCCGGAACUGCCGGAGGAGCGGCGGCUGAGCAGCUCAAGCCCGGAGUCGAUUCAGAGGAGAACCGCUGGAACCACUACAACGAGUUCGUAUUUGUCCGUGAUUAAUUUCAGGGCAACAAGCACCAACAGGAAUUGAAGUCCAUCACACCAAGGUAAAUGAUAGCUACAGAGAACAUUCCUUCGUAUCUUGCCAUUGACUACAUGAAGCCUAUACCCGGUGUAGUACUGCAGUAGUAUUCAAUAGAGACAGUCGCCCCAUCUUCCAUUAUGUGCAGAUUCAUUUCGAAUGAGAACAAAAGCUUUCAACAAUUAUGCUACAUAUUUUAUAAACUAAACUCGGUUACGUAUUACAAACGAGACGACACUCGUUAUGCUUGGAAUAGAGAUAAAGAAGUCUUCUAGCAAAGAAACACAGCUUUAGUAUUCUUAAUCUUCUGCUGAGUGAAUCGCGUGGACCAGGAAUCAACCAGUGUGAAAUGGAGUGGUGAGUGACUGUGUAACUUUGAAUCAGAAUCCUCCGUCAUGUAUCACGCUGGUUGGCGAACAAGCGUCACGUCUUAAGAAGAUACUGCUACCCUUGUUAGAUGUCAACUGUGGAAAGUCGCUAUCCCUGUUGCCAUUCCGAACUUCCACAUAUUCUAGGCUAUAUACACGAAUAUAUUUAUUGCAUAUCCCAAGUCAAAUGUUUCUCACAAAUAAUGACCAAAAGCGACUAUUUAGUUUAGAUAACACCAACAGAAAUUGUAUCUACGUAUGUAGGAUAUGCUUGUAAUUUGAAGUUUCCACUGUGGUAGAAGUUUAGAUUUUGACCUUCUGGGUUAGGACACUGUGUAAUUAUAGAGACCUAGGAGACCUACUGCAUCAAUCUUCAAGAUAGAAAUGGAUACAAAAUUUUGUUCGGAGAACCUGAAAGAAAGAGACCACGUUCAGAACUAAAUGUAGAUGGAAACGGCUGGUUCUUCCGAUAGGUUGGUAACAUGCUAUCGAAGAACGGAAAAUCAUAAUCUGAUGUAUAUACAUACCGGUAUCUGUUUCGUGGUAUUUAAUUCUAAUAAAAUAAAUUAAUAUUGACACUCUAAAUACACAACAAAGAUAAUUCAAGGGAUCACUGAAGUACCUUUGAAUGUGAAGCAACUGUAAGUCACGAUCGAGUCCUCUAAAUAAUCGAUAUACGGUAGACCUAGGAAAUCGAUUCUUUCCGUUAUAUAUCUUAGUGACCGUUUGUUUCUCGGAAACAGGGUACACGAGCGUUCUGACAUGCGGUAUUGGUCAUUAUUUGCGAACACGAAGCCUACAGCAGGCUGUAAUAUUUAAUGUUAAAUAUUGUGUCCCUUCUACUAAGUGUAUGAAGACUUCUGCCUGCCAGAUAAAUCCCAUGUGACCGUAGCGCUGUGAUUGCACUAGAGCAAAUCAUUAAUUCCUCUUGUGACUGUUUCCUACAUUUGUAACAGAGUUUGUUAUGGGGACAGCUGAACGCGUGACCCUCAACGAGUUGCAAUUAUAAUUUCUUUUAUGUACCAUUCAUCGCUUUUGCAGGACGUGUCGCUUAAUCUUUAGAACAUUUACCCUAAUAUCUUGUCAUAUUCAGAGAGGACAGAUGCAAGGUAUUUUUAUUCUUCGAUUCGAACAUACAUGUAUCUACAUAUCUGUAACAAAAUUUUACAUCAUUUCGACGUGAUAAAAAUGAUUCAUAAUUUAUGAGAGUCGAUUUAAGUUAAAAGGAUCGCCCGUAUCCACAGAAAAGUUUUUGCGAAAAUUAAAAUCGUGUUCUUCAAACUGCGCUUCAUUAUUUUACCUGAAUUUCAUUUUACGUUGAGUAAAAUUUUAUUAAGGAAUGAUCAUGGUAAUUAAAACUUUUGGGAUUUAAUUGUGUAAAAUUCGUGCCAAAUUAUUGUCCAUUGUUUACUUAAAGAAGUCACAACAACAUGCAUUGCAGUACUAGAUCUGAAUACAAAAUAUGUAAUGAGAUUAAAACGCAAUUACAAGAAACGCCGUUUGGAGCUCCUGUUUAAAGCGAAAUUAAAACUGCAGCUUCUUGAGCUUCACCAUGUCCAGACUGGACUUCGGAACUGAGGCUGGUUACGUCCUAUGCAUAACAUAAAGUCCAGAAAAUUGAAUCAUACAAAUGUUACACUGUGAUUCUCUAUAUAAUACUCAUGGUGACAUGAUAUCCUAUUUUGAUGGAGGUGAAAUAUAUACUUUACUAUAUUAGACAAGGUGUAAGAGAAAAUUUAUCUUCUAAGCGCCAAGAAUUGAGUACAUGGCGCCCUUAUACAAUUUAGCAUGGUUUGGAAAUUUAUUAAUAUAAUACUCUUCCUUUGAUACUUCUGUACAAUUAGGAAAUUUACAGAGAUAACAUAUGUGUAUGAGAUUCAACUUACUAUAUAAGAAAUCAUUGAAACGGACUCUAAAUCAUUAGAUAUUAUCAAUUUACAAGUGCUGACAACUGGAGUCACUGUGUUUUAGUGUAAUGUAUAACAUAAUAUGCAAUACGUUACACUUUAUGAAGUAGGAUAACAACACUAAAAUUAUCAGUUACCUAUGAUUAUACAUUCAAUACUCUUUUGUCUGCCUCCCCAAGAAACAAAAUAUGGAUCUAGUUUCUGUUGCAACCAUGAAUAAAUUCAUUAGUAUAAUAAAAAGUAUAUUCUAUAGGCUAUACAGAUUGUAAUUUAUUAUUCAGAAUAUAACAAAAUUAUCAUUUAUUGAGAGUACUAGGAAAAUGUGUGCUGCAUAGAACAAGUAAAUUAAAAAGUAGAGACAAUGUCCUAAACCUGUAACUGUGGUUCUAUCACAGGAAUCCAUUCUCCAAUUGUUGAUCUGAAGAACAAUGGAACCUCCAUACUAAUAAUGGGGAAUACUUCCACUAGAGGAACCACUGUGUAGAGUAAAAUACACUCAUGACAGAAUACUACAUAUUGUAAGCAGAAAGAAAGUGAUCGUGAGGAAAUGUGCUUCCCCAUUACACUUUAGUUUCAAUCUAUGGUUUCAUCAUAGAUAUACGAUUGGUAUGGUUCGGGUAAAACUCGAAGUUUUAUUCUAAAACUGUAACACAGAACUUAUGAAUUACAUUUAAGAUAUGUGGACCAAAUGUGCUGAAUUAAAACGAUUAUGAAACCACA